CCAAUCACCGAAGGAGAAAUUAAUUCCGCCUUCGGGAUUUCGGAAUUUAUCGGAUUUCAACCACCAUUACCUUCAAGAAAGCUAUCAAAUACUCCUUCAAUCUCUAGUGCCAGUUCAAAUAGUAAUGAUUCAUUAGCACCACAAACACCACCAAGACCAUUUUCAUCAACAAACUCAAGUACUACUUCAUUUACAAAAUCAGUAGCUGAAAAUCAUACAGAUAAUUCUGAAAAGGCAAAGAUAACAACACAAGAUCAAUCAGUAAAAGUUGUACAACAAGGAAUAUCUAAUAACUUUUCUCAACUUAAAGGGGAAUUUGAAAAAUCUCCAUAUGGUAAUAAGAAAAUUUCUGCUAUAAAAUCCUCACAAUCACCACCACCAUUGCCCUCAAGAAAAAAUCUUGGAUUAAGUACUGAUUCAGAAAUCAAAAUUCCACAUAGACCACUUCAAUACAGUGGUAUUCCAUCAGAUGCAAAAAAACGAUAUGAACUAGUUUUUGAUUCUAAUAAAGAAGAAGAUCUUAUUGAUGCUGCUGUAGUUAGAGAAAUAUAUAUAAGGAGCAGAUUAAACAACAAGACUUUAUAUAAGAUAUGGGAUCUUUUGGAUACUGAUAAAGAUGGAUAUUUAAAUAGAAACGAGUUUUGUAUAGGAAUGUUUUUGAUUGACAAAAGACUUGAAGGAGACCCAGUUCCUGAUAAGUUGCCAAAAGAACUAUUAUAG
Messenger RNA from Entrophospora sp. SA101, 720 nucleotides. The record is from the annotation of a GenBank genome assembly. NCBI's taxonomy places the organism in Eukaryota, Fungi, Glomeromycota, Glomeromycetes, Entrophosporales, Entrophosporaceae.